CUGACGCCUGUUGUGGCCGUCGACUGCGAAAUGGUGGGCGUCGGCGCGGACGGCGUGCGCAGCUCGCUCGCCAGGGUGUGCGUGGUGAACAGCGCGGGGAACGUCCUCCUAGACGAGCACGUGGCGCAGAGGGAACGCGUGGUAGACUAUCGCACGCGAUUCAGCGGCAUCCGCCCCUCCGACCUGGUGGGUGCACCCAGCCUGGAGGAGGUACAGCGCAAGGUUGCAGACAUGUUCAAGGGGCGCGUCGUCGUUGGGCACGCCAUCACCAACGACCUCACGGCGCUGCUGCUGAGUCACCCGAGGAAGUCCAUACGGGACACGGCGCGUUUCCCGCCGCUGAUGCGAGCGACGGCCCCCGGCCGGCGGCCGAAGCCGCGCGCGCUCAGGCAAUUGGCGCUGGAGCACCUGGGGCUGACUAUACAGGAGGGAGAGCACUCCCCAGUAGACGACGCGCGCGCAGCGCUGUACCUCUACCAGAAACACCGCAAGGUUGGGAACCCUAAUAAACACCCCGAACCCUAA
Coccomyxa subellipsoidea C-169 is the source of this 525-nucleotide messenger RNA. RefSeq names its product Exonuclease. The record is from RefSeq and is a predicted model, not a curated record. Gene Ontology annotation, cellular component: nucleus. Gene Ontology annotation, biological process: rRNA processing. The annotation marks the transcript as partial. The transcript has 3 exons. NCBI's taxonomy places the organism in Eukaryota, Viridiplantae, Chlorophyta, Trebouxiophyceae, Coccomyxaceae. Gene Ontology annotation, molecular function: 3'-5' exonuclease activity; nucleic acid binding.